Cucumis melo (muskmelon) is the source of this 1251-nucleotide messenger RNA. RefSeq lists its product as uncharacterized. Gene Ontology annotation, cellular component: membrane. The coding region runs from base 240 to 1067 and encodes 275 amino acids. The record is from RefSeq and is a predicted model, not a curated record. The transcript has 10 exons. NCBI's taxonomy places the organism in Eukaryota, Viridiplantae, Streptophyta, Magnoliopsida, Cucurbitales, Cucurbitaceae.
GAAAACGUAACGAUCCAAAUUGAGAAGGUCCCAAAUUUGACGCCAAAACUGGAGAUCAAAGCUGCAAAUCUUCGUUGUGAAUUCAGAGGAAGUUACAGAGACAAAGAGUAGUGGCAAAAACCUAGCCAGGAAACCUGGCAAACCUUGGAGGAUUGAGGGCUCGCUUGUCGUUGAAGCAUUCCAUUUCUGAUCACAACGACGACGAGGAGGAGUGCAGACCUUGGCGUCGUCGUCUUUCUAUGGCUUUCACAUGGCGCUCCGCCCUCAAGAUUACCCUCUUACUCCUACUUCUUGCUGCUGCUGUAACUGCCUGUUUUACCCUCCCAAUCGAGAAGAUUCUGAAGGACUUUUUACUAUGGGUUCAUGAAGAUCUUGGCGCUUGGGGUCCACUUGUGCUGUCUAUUGCAUACAUUCCUUUGACAGUGCUGGCAGUUCCUGCCUCGAUACUUACUCUUGGUGGUGGUUAUCUAUUUGGGUUACCUGUGGGCUUUGUUGCUGAUUCCAUUGGUGCAACUGUUGGGGCUGGGGCAGCUUUCCUUCUUGGGCGAACUAUUGGAAAGUCAUUUGUGGUUUCCAAGCUGAAGGAUUAUCCACAGUUUCAUUCGGUUGCAAUUGCUAUUAAUCGGUCUGGAUUUAAGAUUGUUUUGCUGCUUCGGCUUGUACCGUUACUGCCAUUCAACAUGUUGAAUUACCUAUUGUCCGUGACUCCUGUUUCACUAGGGGAGUACAUGUUGGCUUCAUGGUUGGGAAUGAUGCCCAUCACACUUGCAUUAGUAUAUGUUGGAACCACACUCAAAGAUCUGUCGGAUGUUACACAUGGUUGGGGAGAAUUUUCAAAGACUCGUUGGGCAUUCAUAAUAUUGGGCCUUGUGGUAUCGGUGGUUCUGGCGUACUGUGUUACCAGAGUUGCAAAGGCUGCUUUGGAAAAAGCUUUGGCCGAGAACGGAGAUGGUGUUGAUUAUUUGGGUCUCUCCUCGCAGCUACCCAUUGUAGAUGAAUCCCCUGUUGAUCUUAACCAGCCUCUCAUAAUCAAGAUUGACUCUCCUCAAGUUGAUGAUCGUAAAUGAAAAAACAUAACUCUUUUUCACAUGUAAAUUCUUCAUUCUCCUCCUUCCUUCAAUUCAAUAUAGCCCAGGCUUCCCCGAACGUUGGAAAACUGUUAUUUUUUUUUUUAUGUAUGUACAAUUCAUACUCCAUAACAUAGAAUCUAGUUUUUUCAUCUCUAAAUUAAAAGCAUGUAUUAAAGUGGUA